AUGACCUCUCGAGAUGGGUUUCAGUGGACGCCAGAAGACGGACUUAAACAGGGAGUUCCAUCCAUCGGCGUCAUAUCACCCCCUACAAAUGUCGCUUCUGCAUCCCAGCCAUGGGAUGUGAUUGUCAUCGGAGGAGGGUACUCUGGAUUGACAGCAACUCGCGAUUUAUGUGUCGCCGGACUUCGAGUGCUACUAGUAGAAGCACGCGACCGUAUCGGUGGACGAUCAUGGUCCUCCAACAUUGGAAACUAUCCCUUUGAGAUGGGUGGUACAUGGGUUCAUUGGGGACAGCCACAUGUGUGGCGAGAGAUAUCCAGAUACAACAUGCGAUCCGAGAUGGAACCAUCCUUUGAUUUCUCUCGAGGGGUCAAUCAUUUCCAACUGCGUACCAACGAUGGGACGAGUAUUAUGAGCCAUGAAGACGAGGAUACGCUGCUGGCAACUGCCCUGCAUAAAUUUGUGGAUGUUGAUGGGAGCUUGGGUCGCAAGGUCAUUCCAUUUGCUCACGACGCCUUCCAUGUCCCCGAAGCACGCCAGUAUGACAGCAUGUCUGCGAAGGAUCGUUUGGAUGCUAUCGCGUUAUCCCUUACACCAAACGAGCGUGCUGCACUCGAGAGCUUCGUGCUUCUUUGUAGCUGUGGCACCUUGGAGACUACUAGCUUCUUUGAGUUUCUUCACUGGUGGGCAUUGUGCGGCUAUACCUACCAAGGAUGCAUGGAUUCUCUGAUUUCAUACAAGUUCAAGGGAGGCCAAUCUUCAUUUGCAAUCAGAUUCUUCUCUGAAGCAAAACAAUCAGGCAGACUUUCGUACGUCUUCAACAGCCCAGUCAGGUCAAUCACCGACGAAGGUGGCAAAGUCACCCUGACGACUCGGGAUGGCCGCCAAUACAUAGGCGCUCGUCUUGUAUCUACCAUUCCCUUGAACGUUCUGAACUCCAUCUCCUUCACUCCACCUCUGGACCCACAGCGCAUGGCUGCUGCAAACAAGGGACAUGUUAACCAAUGUGUGAAGGUGCAUGCUGAAAUUUCCAACAAGGAUAUGCGCUCAUGGACAGGAAUCUCGUAUCCCUUCAACAAGCUCACAUAUGCGAUCGGUGAUGGAACUACCCCAGCUGGAAAUACCCACAUAGUCUGCUUUGGUGGAUUCCAUAACCACAUGCACCCCGAAGAGGACGUUCAAGAGACCAAGAAGGCCGUUGAAAACAUGGCACCCGGAAACAUGGAUAUCAAGCGACUAGUCUUCCAUAACUGGAGUAAGGACGAAUUCGCAAAGGGUGCUUGGUUCUUCUCUCCCCCUGGGCUGCUAUCAACCUCACUGGAUGCACUACGUAGACGCCAUGGAAACAUUGUCUUUGCCAACUCAGACUGGGCUGCGGGUUGGCGUAGCUUUAUUGACGGGGCCAUUGAAGAGGGCACGCGUGCAGCCAUGACGGUGAAGGAGGAGCUACAACCUAGCCCUGCUCCUCGACUUCGAUUGUAG
Messenger RNA from Penicillium daleae, 1479 nucleotides. RefSeq names its product NAD(P)/FAD-dependent oxidoreductase. The record is from RefSeq and is a predicted model, not a curated record. Gene Ontology annotation, molecular function: oxidoreductase activity. Lineage: Eukaryota; Fungi; Ascomycota; Eurotiomycetes; Eurotiales; Aspergillaceae. The transcript is spliced from 4 exons. The coding region runs from base 1 to 1479 and encodes 492 amino acids.